UCUCCAGUGUGGAUUUACAUACCCUGAUUUCCGUGGGACUGGGAAACGAAAGAGGAGGGAGGCGAGUCUUUCAGGAACUGAGGCAACAGCCGCAAACAGUGUAAUUUGACAAAUGUACAACUUGUAGCCCCUGUCGUCGGGUCUUUCGCGCCUCCCAAAACCUUUUUUUCUCGGACUAACGUUUACGCUACUUUUCCUACUCUUCCUUUGACUCACUGGACUAACGUUUCUAGUCUGGAGAAGAAGGGCUGGGGAGGUUUUUUCGGAGAAGAAGUCUGGAAGCAGCUCGAGCUGAACCCGGUUUUGAAGGGCUGUGGCCAUGGCCGGGGGUGGUGGUGGGGUUGUUGGUGGGGUUUCACCGUUGGGGCCCGCACCGCCGACAUGGUAUCACCGGGACCUGAGUCGAGCCGCGGCCGAGGAGCUGCUGGCCCGGGCCGGGAGAGACGGCAGCUUCCUGGUGCGGGACAGCGAGAGUGUCGCCGGGGCGUACGCUUUGUGUGUACUGUUUCAGAAGCACGUCCACACAUACAGAAUCCUCCCAGACGACGAAGGAUUUCUCGCUGUACAGACUUCUCAGGGCGUGCAGCCUAAGCGGUUUAAGACGCUACCAGAGUUGGUGUCGUUGUACCUUGCGCCCAGCCAGGGUCUGGUCACCACCCUGCUUUACGCCGUGGACAGAGAGGAAGCAGCCGUCAGCGACGACAGGGACUACUCAGAUGGGGAGGAUGAGAAGCCACCCCUCCCCCCUCGCUCUGCCUCCACCUACACUCCCCCUGGACCAGACACACUGACAGAAAGUGCUCCAGCUCCUAAUGGCCUCAGCACCAUCUCCCACGAGUACCUGAAGGGCAGCUAUGCUCUGGACCUCGAGGCCGUCAAACAGGGAGCCGGCUCCCUGCCUCACCUCAACAAGACACUAGUGGCCUCCUGCAAACACCUAAAUGGGGAGGUGGAUAAGGUUCUGUCAGGUCUGGAGAUCUUGUCUAAAGUUUUUGAUCAGCAGAGUGCUUUCAUGGUCUCCAAGAUGAUCCAACAGUCGGUGAAUCAGGGUGGAGACCAGGAGUUGGAGAACCUUGUGACCAAGCUGGCAAUUCUCAAAGACCUGCUGUCCUCCAUAGAGAAGAAGGCUCUGAAAGCUCUCCAGGACAUGAGUCUGUCAUCUCCAUGCUCCCUUCCUCCUCUUUCCAUGCGGCACAGCAAAGCCAUCCCUGUGCAGGCAUUCGAGGUCAAACUGGAUGUUUACCUGGCAGAGCUGACAAAGAUAGGAAAGAGUCAGAAGUACACUCUGUCUGUGGACGUGGAGGGGGGACGCCUGGUGGUGAUGAAGAAGGUGAAGGACAGCCAAGAGGACUGGACCACCUUCACACACGACAAAAUCCGUCAGCUGAUCAAGUCUCAGCGGGUGCAGAAUAAACUGGGCAUUGUUUUUGAGAAGGAGAAGGAAAAGAACCAGAGGAAAGACUUCAUCUUUGCUAGUGCCAAGAAGCGGGAGGCAUUUUGCCAGCUGCUGCAGCUGAUGAAGAACAAACAUUCCAACCAAGACGAGCCAGACAUGAUUUCCAUCUUCAUGGGCACCUGGAAUAUGGGCUCAGUGCCUGCGCCGAAGUCUCAGGCCUCAUGGGUGUUGUGUCGCGGCCUCGGGAAGACUCUGGACGAGAUUACGGUCACCAUCCCUCAUGACCUUUACGUGUUUGGAAGCCAAGAAAACUCUGUGUGCGAUCGGGAGUGGGUGGAGUCACUGCGCGCCAUGUUGAAGGAACAGACGGAGCUGGAUUAUAAACCGAUCGCAGUGCAAACUUUGUGGAACAUAAAAAUUGCUGUGUUGGUGAAACCGGAACACGAGAACCGGAUCAGCCACGUGGGGAUGUCCAGUGUGAAGACGGGCAUCGCCAACACGCUGGGUAACAAAGGAGCUGUGGGCGUGUCCUUUAUGUUCAACGGGACGUCUUUCGGCUUUGUGAACUGUCACCUGACAUCAGGCAAUGAGAAGAUUGCCAGGAGGAACCAGAACUACCUAGAUAUCCUCCGCCUGCUGUCGUUAGGAGACAAACAGCUGAGCUCCUUCGACAUCUCGCUGCGCUUCACACACCUCUUCUGGCUGGGAGACCUCAACUACAGGCUGGAUAUGGACAUACAGGAGAUUUUAAACUACAUUAACAGGAAGGAGUUUGAGCCCCUGCUGAAGGUGGACCAGCUCAACCUGGAGAGAGAGAAGAACAAAGUCUUUCUACGCUUUGGGGAGGAAGAGAUCUCGUUCCCACCCACCUACCGCUAUGAGCGUGGCUCAAGGGACACGUAUGUGUGGCAGAAGCAGAAGGCCACAGGGAUGAGGACCAAUGUUCCAUCCUGGUGUGACCGGAUCCUGUGGAAGUCCUACCCGGAAACACACAUCGUCUGUAACUCCUAUGGCUGUACAGAUGAUAUAGUGACCAGUGAUCAUUCCCCUGUGUUUGCUACCUUCGAGGUAGGGGUGACCUCCCAGUUUGUCUCCAAGAAAGGUCUGCCAAAGUCUUCAGAGCAGGCCUACAUUGAGUUCGAGAGCAUUGAGGCCAUCGUGAAGACGGCGAGCAGAACCAAGUUUUUCAUAGAAUUCUACUCCACUUGUCUGGAAGAGUUUAAGAAGAGUUACGAGAACGACAGUCAGAGCAGCGACAACGUCAACUUCCUGCGCGUGGGCUGGUCCAACAAGCAGCUGACGACGCUCAAACCUCUUCUCUCGGAGAUCGAGUACCUGCAGGACCAACAUCUGCUGCUGACCGUGAAGUCACUGGAUGGAUACGAGUCCUACGGAGAGUGUGUGUUGGCUCUGAAGUCUAUGAUUGGCAGCACAGCACAGCAGUUCCACACCUACCUGUCCCACCGGGGCGAGGAAACAGGAAAUAUCAGGGGGUCCAUGAGGGUCAGAGUCCCUUCAGAAAGAAUGGGAACCAGGGAGAGACUCUACGAGUGGAUCAGUGUGGACAAAGAUGAGACGGGUGGACCUAAAGGGAAAUGCACUUUGGUAUCCAGAGUGGGACAUGAAUACAUCAAGCCAUCUGUAGUUCGUAAACAGCUUGGAGAGCUGGGAAAAGUGAGCGAGGAGGGAGAACGGACCAGCAAGGAGGAAACUGCUGCAAGGCCUAAGCAGGACGCACCAGACGGCGAUCCGUCCAUCUGCAAGAACAGCUACAAUAAUCCCGCCUACUACAUCCUGGAGGGCGUUCCCAACCAGUCGGCAGCUGCACUUUCGCCUGAGCUUCUUCCGUCUCCUACCUCCCCAAACCCCCAGGUAGCUAAAGCCCCUCCUCCUUCAGCUGGAGCUCGAACCAAACCGCCCUUUGUGGCCUCGGUGCCCUCUCACCCACGCAGACCCAUGAUGGGGCACCCGGUCCGCGCUAUUAGCGAGGAGGGCUCCUCGGAGGACGACGGAGGCGCCUGUGUGGCAGGAGCGCAGGGGGGUGGUGUUGGAACGACAGUUGGAAGCACGCUGAAUCGACCUCCUCCCGACUUCCCCCCUCCUCCUCUCCCGAAGGGAGCCCUGGAGAUGGUCGCAGAAGCCCCCUUCUCCAAACCUCGCACUCUUUACCCAGACCUGACCGAGGUCAGGAUCCCAGCAGCCAGUGCUGCUGCCCCACCGGCCCUCGGAGAGGGUUUUAGACGAGGAGGAGGGGGAGGACCAGGGGCGUUGGACGACCAGUCGUGUUCUGUGCUCCAGAUGGCAAAGACGCUGAGUGAGAGUGAGUUUCCUGGGCAGCCUCCACGCGCUCCAUCUGCGCCGCCGCCUCUUAGAGGGCAGCCAAUGGGUCUAGGUCUGGACGCCUGCCGCACCUUCCCCCCCAGAAAUGCCAUCACAGAGAGUAUUGCAGAGGACAUGCCUGAGGAGGCAUUUUGGGGCAGCAGUAGUUCUUCUUUGUCUGUCGGGGAGUCGUCGGUGGGGGAGUGGCUGCAGAGACUGGGACUGGAGAGAUAUGAGCAGGGCCUUCUACACAACGGCUGGGACGACCUGGAGUUCCUCAGUGAUAUCACUGAGGAGGACCUGGAAGAGGCGGGAGUGCUCGACCCCGCUCACAAGCGAGUCCUGCUGGAGAGCCUCAAGCAGCAGCAGCAGCAGAAAUAAACUCUUUGAAGCUGGUCUCUGACUGGUCCAAACUGGCCUGGUACCACACCGGGUCCCAAGAGGCCAAAUCGCAACUGAACUGAACUGAGCUGGAACGUGCCAAUUGAUGCCAGACUGUGCCUUCUGAGAGAAAUUGCACUCCAUUUGUACUUUCAAACAAAACACUUAGAACCACCAUCUUUUUCAGAUGUACUGUAUGUGUGUUGUUGUCGUCGUCGCAGAAGUGGCCUUAUUUAAAGAGAAUUAUUUCAGUCCUUCAAGUGACACUACAUGUUCCUCAGCAUUGAAACCUAGCGAGAAGAUGCAGGAUGAGAUCAUAUUUUCUGGCCACACAGAAUUGGAGAUAUGACUGAAGCAGCUGAUUCCUUUAUGUUGCACCGUCACUUCUGACCUGCAGCUUUCAAGCUAGUUUCAGAGCUUGUUUUGUCUUUCUGUUUCCUGGAAAACAUAAAUCAAGUCAGUGAGUUUGAUACUCCUCAGAAGAGGAGAUUUUCAAAUUUAAAGCAAAAUGAAAAGAGGGAUUUUUGUGGGAAACGAGAGCCUUGUCUCAGGGGUUUUUCCCCCACUAACGGUCACAUUUGAGGAAACUUUAUGGGGAUUGUUAGAGAGCACUCGAGGGUAACGUCAGCACACAUCUGGGGAGCUUAAGUGAUGGAGGUGGACAGGAAGUGGUGACCCUAGAGGAGUUAGCCCGGGCUCAUGUCGGGCAAUAGCGAGGUCAUCUUGCAAUUCUCAUAUUUUAUACUUUUGUGAUGAUGUUUGGGCCGCUGUUGUUUACAUGGUGGCAAUCAUUGUCUCAGUGUCUCUGCACAUAUUUAUGGUUUAGGAUAAAGGGAAUAUGGAGCAAACCAACCAAACCGGUCCCGGUGGAGCUAAGCGUGCAUGUUUCGCCGUGGUACAACAUUUACCUGUUAGCCAUCAGCACCCCGAACACUGACAUUUCAGCUUGCAGAUUGUGACGAGUUGAUUGCAUUAUUAGAAGAUGGGAAGUUGUUUUUCAGAAAUCUGUAAACACUGACAAAUGAGUGCCGAAAUACAUGAGGCCAUAAUAUCACAAUUUUACAUGAGGUGAAGUCUAAAGGUUUUAUCCAGCACAUUUAUCAUUUUCACUCUUUAAUUGUCUGCGAGGAUAUUCAAUUUGAAUUUAUAGAAGAAGCUGAAUCUUAUUUUAACGGUUUGAUGGGCUUUAUGUCACAUCUCUCAUUCAUUCCUCUUUAAAUUGUUGAAAACAGAAUUGGUUAACGUAGCUAAAUGGAUUAACUAAUGAUAAUGUUCUACAGACAAUUAUUUACUUAGCCAUCUUAUUGUUGUUGUCUUGGAGAAACCAUUUGUCACCAAAACAUUUUUUUUCCUGUCAUGCUGUCUGGAGAUUUUGCAGAUUUUAUUUGGUUAUUUUGUCAUAUUACUAGAGACGGCAUAUAUUAUGUACUCGUGGGAGAAGAUGUCGCCUCUCAAGAUUCAUUAAAACAGUCAGGUUUCUGCAGGACAUGGAGGGUUUGAAGGCCGAUGUUGUUCCCUAAUGUAACCAGCGGGGGGUGCUGCUUCUCCAUAAACCUCACCAGUCUGUUUGAUGCUGACUGUGCAAACUUUGUGGAAAACGGGACGCAACCAAGUCAUGUUCAGUGAAAGAAGUUAGUUUGUUUAUAUCUUGUUCUUCAGCCGUUAACAAGCAGAGAGUUAACUCACCUGUGAGUGUUCACAGUGUCUUUGUUUGUUCUUAAUUUAAAAAUCCUGCCGCCUCUUCUGCCCGUGAGACUAGAAGCCAAACCAUAAGCCAGUUUAUAUUGUUUUAGAGACGCCGACGUGGAGAUCUCUUAAUGAAUGUGUUGUUUCAUAAUUGGGACUAAAUAUGUGUUUGUAGCAGUUUCAUUUAUGUCUAUCUCUCCUAAUUUUCCUCGUGACACAAAAACGUCCUUGAAUUAUGUUGCGUCACGUGCAACCUUUUUACUUGUGUUAUGUGUAAUAGGAAAUUAGACAACUUGUAGGCUAACAGCCCAACAACUAUGAUGCAGAGAAUGUGGAUCUGCCGUGUAGCCUCUCAGUGUUCUUGGUCGUGUGUGUGUGUGUGUGUGUGUGUGUGUGUGUGUGUGUGUG
This is a messenger RNA of Anarrhichthys ocellatus (wolf-eel), 6190 nucleotides long. It is a transcript of the gene inppl1a, whose product is annotated as inositol polyphosphate phosphatase-like 1a. The transcript has 27 exons. The record is from RefSeq and is a predicted model, not a curated record. Gene Ontology annotation, molecular function: inositol-polyphosphate 5-phosphatase activity; protein binding. NCBI's taxonomy places the organism in Eukaryota, Metazoa, Chordata, Actinopteri, Perciformes, Anarhichadidae. Gene Ontology annotation, biological process: regulation of immune response; phosphatidylinositol dephosphorylation; negative regulation of insulin-like growth factor receptor signaling pathway. Gene Ontology annotation, cellular component: cytosol. Bases 320 to 4096 code for a protein of 1258 amino acids.